AUGGACGACAUGUAUGCGAGCGAUGAUGGUUAUGGAACCACAGAGUGGGACGAUGAAGAAGCAAUUAACUUUGAUGAAGAUCUUCUGGUAGAUGAUAAAGUCGAUGACUUUGGUGAGAGUAAGUCUCGGCAGGAAAAUUAUCUUGUUUUGAAUGAAGAAGAAAUUGCAAAACUUCAAGAUACUUAUAUUACAGAAGUCUCUACUGUUCUCUCCAUAUCGAAAUCCGAUGCAUGCUUACUGCUUCCUUACUUUCAUUGGAGGGUUGAAGAUAUUAAGGAUGAAUGGUUUGCCGAUGAAGAUAAAGUUAGAGAAAAGGCAGGUUUGUUGGCAGAACCUGUAGUUGAACAUGAUGCUUGGGCAAAUUUAAGAAUUCCUUGCGGAAUUUGUUUUGAAGAGUACAACGAUCAUAGUUUUAUAUUGUCUGCCUCUUGUGGUCAUCCUUUUUGUCGAGAUUGCUGGGCAGGUUAUAUUAGCACAACAAUUAGUGACGGUGGUCCGGCGUGUUUGAGGCUAAGGUGUCCUGAACCAUCAUGUAGUGCAGCAGUUGGUCCUGAUUUGAUCCAAAAGGUGUUGUUGAACUCAAAUCGAGGAGCUGAGCAUGGCAAAUACAAGACCUAUCUGUUAAGAUCUUACGUUGAAGAUCAUAGGAAGAUCAAGUGGUGUCCCGCCCCAGAAUGUAACUGCGCAAUUCAGUUUGAUGCUCUGGGCGGAACGGUGUCGUAUGAUGUAUCAUGUCUUUGCUUGCAUAGCUAUUGCUGGAGUUGCACGGAGGAGAAUCACCGUCCGGUGGAUUGCGAGACUGUGAGGAAGUGGAUUUUAAAGAACAAAGAAGAUUCUGAAAAUGCGCAUUGGAUGAUAAAUAAUUCCAAGCCUUGCCCCAAGUGUAAAAGACCAAUUGAGAAGAACCAAGGCUGUAAUCACAUGAGGUGCAGACCUCCCUGUGGGUACCAGUUUUGCUGGUUAUGCCUCGGGCCAAAUUUUAAUUACAAAGGUUGCAAUUGCAAUAGCUUUAAGGGGGGCUCAGUUGGUAAUAUUCCCGAGACAUCUACUAGUAGGGAUGAGAGGGCAAAGAAGAAGGCAAAUAUGUUUUUAGAGAGAUACUUUCAUUACCUUGAGCGGUGGGAUAACAAUGGUAAAUCAAAGAAAAAAGCUCAAGAGGAUUUCGAUAAGGUGAAGACCGAUCACAUUAAGCAACUUGGAGCGAUACAUGGAAACACAAAAGAGCAUGAAUACGAUUUUAUCAUAGAGGCCUGGCAACAGAUUAUUGAGUGCAGGCAAGUAUUGCGAUGGACUUAUGCAUAUGGCUACUACAUGCCUGAGGAUGCUCAUUCUAUGAGGCACCUAUUCGAGUUCUUGCAAGGCCAUGCUGAGUUCAGCCUUGAAAGGCUUCACAAUUGCGCCGAGAGCGAACUGCAACAGUUCCUAGUCUCAACAUCAUCAUCAUCGUCAUCAUCAUCAUUUGCAGCUACUGACGAAUUCAAAAAAUUUAAAACAAAACUCGUGGGACUGACAAAGGUGACCAGAACUUAUUUCGAAAAGUUGAUUACUGCAUUGGAGCAGGGGCUUCCGGAGACGAGCCGUUAUGGAACUGGAGCUGCUUAUGAGGAGAUGGAUUGGACGUGUGACCGAUGUACCGCCAUCAAUGUAGGGUCUGCCGUUACCUGUCAAGUAUGCUCUGAGGAAAAUCAACAAGGAUACUGGUCUUGUGACCGAUGUACGUUAUUGAAUCCGGUGACUUUAACGAGGUGUAGUAUGUGUAAUGAGGCCGAUGCUGAUGAGGGUGGGGCAGUUUAG
Messenger RNA from Argentina anserina (silverweed cinquefoil), 1794 nucleotides. Its product is annotated as probable E3 ubiquitin-protein ligase ARI8. Gene Ontology annotation, molecular function: ubiquitin protein ligase activity; ubiquitin conjugating enzyme binding; zinc ion binding. Gene Ontology annotation, cellular component: cytoplasm; ubiquitin ligase complex. The transcript has a single exon. The record is from RefSeq and is a predicted model, not a curated record. Bases 1 to 1794 code for a protein of 597 amino acids. Lineage: Eukaryota; Viridiplantae; Streptophyta; Magnoliopsida; Rosales; Rosaceae. Gene Ontology annotation, biological process: positive regulation of proteasomal ubiquitin-dependent protein catabolic process; protein polyubiquitination; ubiquitin-dependent protein catabolic process.